Messenger RNA from Vigna unguiculata (cowpea), 2388 nucleotides. RefSeq lists its product as uncharacterized. The record is from RefSeq and is a predicted model, not a curated record. Lineage: Eukaryota; Viridiplantae; Streptophyta; Magnoliopsida; Fabales; Fabaceae.
AUGGAGGAUUGGGAAAAUGCACACGAGGAAGUGAAGGAAGAAAUUAGCCAAGUGAAGGGUGAAAUCAACCAAAUAAAGGAUCAAAUGGGCCAGAUCUUGGAGGCAUUGAGGACUAUGAAGAGUUUAGGAGAAAGUUCAGCAGUUGACGGUGGUACUUCCUACCCUCCAGGCUUUCAUCCUCAUGUAUCAAGUGGACCUCUGGUUUACCUACCACAUCAUCAAGUGAGUCAAGGGACAUCAUCUCAAGCUUUUCCACCUUAUGGCUUACCCCCGGGUUACACACCUCCAAUGGCAGAGUAUGUAGAGCAAGUUAAGAAUCCGUUUUCUGGUGGUAAUACAAGCAUACCUGUUUCAUCACCUAAUGAGCAGUUCCAAGUGUUAACUGGGAUGGCUGAUUUUAGGAACCAGGUACGCCCAAGAGAAGGUGUGGUUGGAAUCACAACCUAUACAGAUUCUAAUGUAUCGAUUCCACCACAUGUUUCGACUGUAAGUGUGGGUUUACAAGAAAAGACACUAGCUCAGGUGAUUUCAUCGACUGAAAAUAACAAGGGAAAGUUAGAGAUAUUGAAGGAGAGACUACGGGCUAUUGAAGGGAAUAAAAGUUAUGGAUUCAGUGAUGUUAUAGGCUUAUCUUUGGUCCCUGACGUGGUGAUACCCCCUAAGUUCAAAGUGCUUGAGUUCGAGAAAUAUAGGGGGACUACGUGUCCAAAAAGCCAAAUAACAAUGAACUGUCGAAAGAUGGCUGGCCAUACUCAUGAUGAGAAAUUGUUUAUCCACUUUUUCCAAGAUAGCCUAGCUGGGGCAGCGCUGAAUUGGUAUAUGCAUCUUGAGCCAACUCAUAUUCAUUCUUGGGUGGAUCUAGCUGAUGCUUUCAUAAAGCAAUAUAAAUUUAAUAUGGAUACAACAUCAGAUAGAAUACAAUUGCAAAAUAUGACAAUAAAGAAAAAUGAAACUUUCAAAGAGUAUGCUCAGCGUUGGAGAGAGAUAGCUACCCAGGUUGAGCCACCACUAUAUGAUAAGGAGAUGGUUACAAUGUUUGUGAAUACAUUACAGCCGCCAUUUUAUGAGCAUAUGAUUGGGAAUUGGAAUAUAUCUUCUAAUUUUGUGGACAUCAUCAUCAUUGGUGAAAGGAUUGAGUCUGGGAUAAAAAAUGGUAAAAUUGCAUAUGGCCCGCCCGCGGCUGCAAAUACCAAAAAACCAGGUUUCAAUCAAAGUAAGAAAAAAGAAGUUGAAGUUCAUGCCGCAUUUGCAUGGGAUAACCAUACACCUGUUAAUUACCAAAUACAGCCUGUUUCAAACAAUCAGUUGCAACCUCAGAAAGCGAUUGCUAGUCAAUGUACCAAUACAAGAAGGGAGAGGAAGUUUAUUCAUUUUACUCCCAUUCCUAUGACAUACACAGAGUUGUUACCGAUGCUUUUUUGUAAAUCUUUUGUUGCAAUUUGCCCAAUGAAGCCACAACAACCUCCUUUUUCCACGAGUUAUGAUCCAAAUGCUACAUGCGACUACCAUGGAGGGGUAAAGGGGCAUUCGACAGAAAGGUGUUUUCCUCUCAAAUAUAAGGUACAAUCUUUGAUUGAUGCGGGGUGGUUGACAUUCAAAGAAGAUAAACCUAGUAUUGAAAAUAACCCUUUGUCGGGGCAUGAGAAGACUUCAGCAAAUGCUAUUGAGGUCAGGGAGAAAAGGUUGGUAAGAAAAGUGAGUGAAAUUCGAAGCUCUAUGAAAUUCAUUCUUGAAGCACUAUUAGAGAUGGGGCUAGUAAAAGGUGAAUAUGAUAUGAGUAAUGCAUCUGCAUUCCAUCCGGGUGCCAAACAUUCUAUUAAUGAUUGUGUGGAGUUCAAGUUAGAGUUGCAAAAGCUAGUUGAUAAGCAUUUCCUACAAGUUUUUCAUGGAAAGAAGGAUGAGGAGGUAUUGGUACAAACUGAUGAACAGUCCAAUUUAACCACGCCAGAAUCUUUAGUGAUUCAUUUCACUAGACCUGCACCUUCUUUCAUGGAACAAGGAAGGCAAUCCAUAGUGAUAAAAACGCCCUACUCUUUUCCUUAUGAAAGUGAUAGAGUUGUUCCAUGGAAGUAUGGAGUACAUGAAUUAGGUGAGGGACAACAAGUUGAAAACACUUAUGUGCAUGAAGGUCCAAUUAUUGAAAAUAUAUCAGGUCUUGGUGGGAUAACAAGGAGUGGUCGUUUCUUUACACCACUGGAUCUAAGGAAGGAAGCAUGCCAUAGAAGUAAAGUAAAUGAUGGAAUUGAAAAAGCAAAAGAGAUAUUAAGAGAAAAGACGAUACAAGAUGAGGAAGAAUGCAGAAAAGAUAAACAAAAAGAAAUAUCAGAUGAAGAGGCCGGUGAAUUUUUGAAAUUCAUACAACAAAGUGAAUACAAGGUGGUGGAGUAG